AUGCAGCUUUCCCGAAUAAUCUCUAUUUUGUUAGCAUCUGGACUGAUAGCCAUAUCUACAAGACCUUGUCGCGCCUCUUACACCAAAACUCGAACUUCCGCUGAUAGGGUUAUAUAUAUCAUAGAAAGAACCCACUCUGAUAUAAAUCUCACCAUUUCCAUGAAAGAUAUCAACGGCACGCAUAUCAUGGAGCAGAAUAUCGUUGAAAUAAAUGAGAACAGCAUUUUGUGUCUCGCAAUCCUCGCCAACGUGACGAAUGUGACUACUAUCAAAAUGACGCCAAUAAUCGAUAAUGGCGAAGGGGAGCGAGAUAAAUUGUCUGAGAACUGA
Molecule: messenger RNA, 330 nt
Organism: Blumeria graminis f. sp. triticale
Lineage: Eukaryota; Fungi; Ascomycota; Leotiomycetes; Helotiales; Erysiphaceae
Source: the annotation of a GenBank genome assembly